This is a messenger RNA of Manihot esculenta (cassava), 1776 nucleotides long. RefSeq names its product putative disease resistance protein RGA3. Gene Ontology annotation, biological process: defense response to other organism. The transcript is spliced from 2 exons. Gene Ontology annotation, molecular function: ADP binding. Bases 1 to 1776 code for a protein of 591 amino acids. Lineage: Eukaryota; Viridiplantae; Streptophyta; Magnoliopsida; Malpighiales; Euphorbiaceae. The record is from RefSeq and is a predicted model, not a curated record.
AUGGCCGACUCUUUUCUCCUCAGCAUUGCCGAAAGUGUUGUUGGGAAGUUGGGCUCUCUUGCUCUUGAAGAAUUCUUCUUGGCAUGGGGACUUGAAAGUGAUCUUGAAAAGAUCAAGGAGAACUUGAAGGUCAUCAAAGCUGUGCUUUUGGAUGCAGAGCAGCAGCUGUCACUGAAUCCACGGAUAGAGAUUUGGCUGGAGAAACUCAAACAAGUCCUAUAUGAUGCAGAAGACGUGGUGGAUGAGUUUGAGUGUGAAGCUUUGCGAAGGAAAGUGGUCAAGUCUGGGAACACCACUCGAAAGGUACGGCGAUUCUUUUCUAGCUCUAAUCCACUUGCGUUCCGAUUUAGAAUGGGACAUAAACUCAAGCAGAUUAGAGAGAGGGUAGAUGAAAUCGCAGCUCUUAAGUCCAAAUUUGGUCUUACUGAGCGAAUUUUUGAUAGGCCUGUCAUUCAUAGGGAGAGGGAGAUGACCCACUCCUUUGUAGAUGCUUCUGAUGUCAUUGGGAGGGAUCAAUCUAGAGAUAACAUUAUUGAAAUGUUGCAACAUGUUGAUGGUGAAAAUGUCUCCAUUAUUCCAAUUGUUGGAAUUGGAGGUCUUGGGAAGACCACACUUGCUAAAUUGGUGUAUAAUGAUCAAAGGGUAGCUACUCUUUUUGAGUUGAAACUAUGGGUCUGUGUUUCAGAUGUCUUUGAAUUAGAUAAGGUGAUUAUUAAAAUUCUUAACUCUGCAUCUCCAGAUAAGAAAUAUUUGGAUAUGGGUAUAGACCAGCUGCAGAGAUCCUUGCGAGAGGCUUUGAAUGGAUGGAAAUAUUUACUCAUCCUAGAUGAUGUGUGGAGUGAGGACCCUAGAAAAUGGCAUGAACUGAAAACUUUGUUAAUGGGAGGUGCUAAUGGAAGUAAAAUUGUAGUCACCACUCGUAGCAAUCGUGUUGCUGAAAUUAUGGGCACAGUCUCUCCCCAAAAUUUGAGUCUUCUUCCACAUAGAGAUUCAAUUGGGGAAGAAAUAGUGAGAAAAUGCAAAGGAGUUCCGCUAGCAGUCAUAACUUUAGGGUCGUUGCUCUACUCUGUAACUGAUGAACGUGAGUGGGAAUUUAUAAGAGAUAGUGAGAUAUGGGAAUUAAAGCAGAAGGAAAAUGAUAUUUUGCCUGCUUUAAGAUUGAGCUAUGAACAUUUGCCAUCUUACUUAAAAAGAUGCUUUGCAUAUUGUUCAAUUUUUCCCAAGGAUUAUGUAUUGAACGAUAUUGAAUUGGUUUAUUUGUGGAUGGCAAAUGGACUUGUUCAAUCUUCCAAUGAGAAUCAAGAGUUAGAAGAUGUUGGCUUUCGCUACUUUAAAGAGUUGUGUUCUAGGUGUUUCUUCCAAGAUUUUUCUGAAUAUUAUGGUAUUGUUAAGUGUAAAAUGCAUGAUCUAAUACAUGAUCUAGCAUUAUCCAUUACACAAAAUGAAUGCUCAAUGUUUCUCGACAGCACUCAACAGAUUGCCAAGAGUGUUCGACAUGUAUCUUUUCCCAAUCCUGAAUCACUUCCGAAAGAUGUUCCUAAAUCCUUACAAAACUUGGAAUGCAUGCAGACCAUUUAUUGCUUUGUAAAUGAAAGAGAAGAGGGAAUAAGCAGUGAAAUGUUCAUUAAGACAUGUUGCUCCAGAUUUCAGUACUUGAGAGCCUUGGAUUUGAGUUAUUCAAGCUUUGAGGAGCUGCCAGCAAGUAUAGGCAAUUUGAAGCAUUUGAAAUAUCUUAGUUUAUGGAUGAACUCUAACAUCAAAAGACUCCCUAAUUGA